Botrytis cinerea B05.10 is the source of this 833-nucleotide messenger RNA. RefSeq lists its product as hypothetical. Bases 110 to 637 code for a protein of 175 amino acids. The record is from RefSeq and is a predicted model, not a curated record. The transcript is spliced from 2 exons. NCBI's taxonomy places the organism in Eukaryota, Fungi, Ascomycota, Leotiomycetes, Helotiales, Sclerotiniaceae.
GCAACAAACUCACAAACAAAAUCACAAACUCAUAACUUCACAACUCCAUAAGCAAAGCAAAGCAAAAUCGCAAACGAACAGCAAACCAAACUGAAAACUCAUCGCAAAAAUGUCUGACAAGAAUACUUCCACUCUCCAAUCAUACCUUGAUUCUGCUUCUGGCGCAGCUCAAUCGGCGCUUGGUUCUAUCACCGGUAACCCUGCUGAUAAGCACGCCGCCGCCCAAAAACACGACGAAGCAGCCCUCAAACACGACGCCUCACACGCCGGAAUCUCCGCCGGCGGUUUCAGCGCCUCCUCCUCGGGCGCCGUAACCAAGAACGAUCCCGCGCGCCAAGAAGGAUCCUGGAAUCAAACGGUCGGAUCGGGCAAGGAAUUCGUGGGGGGAAUCCUCGGAAGCGAGGAGAUGAAGAAGGAUGGUCGCGAACAGAAUGCUGCGGGGAGAGGCCAGGAGGCUCAGGGACAAUUGAAUGAUUUGGGUAGUGGGGUCAAGAAUAGAGUGCAGGGUAGUGUGGGGGGUGCGGUUGCCGGGAUUGUGGGUGACAGGGAGAAGGAGGAGGAGAGGAGGGAUCAGCAUGAUGCCGGGAAGACGCAGCAGAGGGGUGUGGAGAGUGAGUUGGAGAGACAGAACAAGUAGGCGUGUGUGGAUGGGAGGGAAAUUAAUGUUUAGAGAUACCCAGUGAGAUGGAUGGAUGGAUGCAUGCAUGGCUUAGGAUCGGUACUAGGUUUUAUUGGGAUCAAAUAUCCGCCGACGGAUUGUACAUUACGAAGAAACGAAUAAAUGAAUGAAAUUGCAUGGUUUUCACAUCGUCUCAAUAGGAAAUCAUCAAACA